AUGGUGCAAGAGUACAUCUCCCACAGCUCAUCUACUUCUUAUGAAGUCGGCGAAUACGUCGACUGCGAAGACGAAAAAGGCGUUUGGCUUAACGCUGAAAUUCUUGAAAUUUCUGGCGACAGACUUAAAGUUCAUUUCACAAAUUACAAUAAAAAGUUCGACAGCUGGGUACCUAUUUCUAAUGAAAGCGUAUUAAAACAGUGAAGGAGAGGCUCCCCUUUUCAGCUUCAUAACCGCAUUGAUGUGAAGGACACAUAUAACAAGUGAAUGGAAGCGACCAUUGUUGACAUGAAUUCUACACAAAUUAGAGUUCAUUUUAAAGGCUACACAGAAAGGUGGGACGAGUGAAUUAAUAAAAAUUCUGAGAGAAUAAGCGAAAUUGGUAGCAAAAGCACAGCUUUUGGGAUUGGGAAGUUUGACCCGAGCAGGCCUAAUAGGUUUUCUAAUAAAGAAAUACAGACAAGCAUAAUUAGUCAAGAUUUUAAAGAAGGACGAGAAGGUGAUUUUAUGAGGAUUUUAAGGGAAAGAGACUUUUUAAUAGUCCCGGUAGAAGGGGAUGGAAAUUGUUUGUUUAGAUCAGUGUCACAUCAGCUGUAUGGAACUACAGAGCAUCAUGGCUUAGUAAGGCAAGCUGCACUUAAUUAUCUAAGCAUUGAACGAGAAUACUUCUCACAAUUUAUUGUAGGCGGGGAUGCAGGAUUUGACGAAUACGUCUCCCACCAAAGCCAAAAUGGCGCAUGGGGCGACGACAUAGAAAUUGAAGCAAUGUCCGAGCUAUAUGACAGGUCUAUUGAAAUUUAUGCCUAUGCGAACCAGCCUAUGAGGACUUUUCAUGAAAGUUACGGAGAAGGCACCCCAAUUAGGCUCGCAUACCAUGGGAGAUCUCAUUAUAACUCUAUUAUCGGCAAAGAUGGACAUGAGCCAUUACUUACAAGCAGACCUGGAGAAUUUGAAGAAAUCAGAAUUCAGCUUACCAAAAGAAUCAGCCAAGGCUUAGAACCGAGGCACGAAAAUAUAAGGAGGGCAAGAGAAGGCUUUGAUAAUUCAGCACAGACAGAUUUAGAACAAGCCUUAAGCAUUUCUCUUCAUAACAGCCAAGGAAAUAGCGUAGAUGUAGCUAUAGAAAGGUCAAUAAAUGAGCAGACUGAAGAACAGAUGAUCAGGCAGGCUAUUGAGGAGUCAAAAAGAGGGGACGAUGACGCCCAAUUGAGAAUGGCAAUGGAAUUAAGUAUGCAGGGGGAAAGAAACACAGAAGAGGAUUUAAUAAGAAUGGCUAUGGAAGAAAGCAAAAGAGAAGCUUCCCAGAACUUUUUGAACCCAAGCAUACAAAUUGUAGUGGACUCAGGGUUUACAAUGGAGCAAGCACUGGGGGCGUGAACUGUGGUAGGAGAUGACCCAAAUUUAAUGAUUGAAUAUAUAUUAAAUUCGCAAUUUUAA
Molecule: messenger RNA, 1437 nt
Organism: Blepharisma stoltei
Lineage: Eukaryota; Ciliophora; Heterotrichea; Heterotrichida; Blepharismidae
Source: the annotation of a GenBank genome assembly